ACCGAAUACCUGGCUCCGGACCGGUUGAAACCCUUACUCCACAGGCGAUUUUUUUCCCUGAAUGAGGAGUUUUGAUCUAGUAACAUCUACCACGAUCCUACCAUAAACCCUCCUGGCCUUGGAACGCUCGCUGCGCUCGUUCUCUCCCGCUUAAACCCUUAUCUGGGUACCCUUGCCUGGCUGCUUGGAGAACUUUUUCCCUUUCAUGUGAGAUAGAGAGAGUCUGUGUGUUAGGGUACCCUCUCCUGGCGGCUUAGGCUUUUGCUCCUCUGCUGUUCUCGUCUCAGGCUCAUGUGACUAACAUUUGGAAGCACCGGUUCCUCUUAUUCUGCCUCCACCAUUUCCAGUUCUCCAUUUGAUUCCCACCCGUCAAAGCCCUAAUCUGUCUUUUGGAAUUUCAGUUCACCAAACAAACCCAUCUCUCUCUCACGCAUACACUUAUUUGGAGCAGGGAAAGACGGAUAUGAAGAUUUCUCCAUUUGGAUUUUCUUAUUUUUGUUCCCUUUAGGAUCUUUCACACAGCUCUGCCAUGGAGGCCAUCUCUGUUUGCCUCCACUCGUCAACCAAUCCUUUUGGUUUCUCUCUUACCAAUAGCCCCAGACUGUCUUUGCGACACAAAAACAAACACCUACAAGCCAAUCUACAUCUUCAGCGAUUUUCUAAGUCUCAAACCCUCAAGUCCCCCCUAAAUCCCGUUAGAUACUCUUUUUCCAGCACGGUAGAUCAUAUAGUCCGGAACCCAUCUGUCAAAACUCUGAGAAGCCCUUUCCUUGCAUCGCCAUUACCGACAAUACUGACAACAGUGACAAGGAAUGGGAACCAUUCUGCUAAAUGUUCAUAUUCCAACACCUCCAGCUCUGAGUUGAAGAGCCCAAUAACAGAAAUCCUCGGAAACCUCUCUCUGGAUUCAUUGAAGCGUAGCCUUUUAAAUCUAACUCCUCUUGACGCCUGCAAAUGGUCUGCAAUUCUCUUCUUCUCCAUAGCCAUUGCAAAACGUACUGUAAAUCUCGUGUGGAAUCCAUUCUUCUGGAUGUACUUUAGUUGGACAUGGCUGUUCUGGCCGUGGUUUGUUGCCAUUGCUCUGGCAAUCUAUGGUCUUUAUUGCCUUCAGAAGCACACUAAGGGAGACGCCAGUAUCUUUGAACAGCUUGUCAUAGUGACCUCAACAAUCACCUGGCUUACUCUAGUCGCACCUGCCCAUUUCAAUGGGUUCCUCGAGGGGUGGCCUUUUGUGUUCUUCUUUGUCUACCAUUAUUUCUUCUUCUUCAAUGUCAGUGUCAGGAAACGCCUAUACGGGGAUUACUAUGCUCGUCCACAUGACCCCAAAUGGGAUGUGGUUCUUCCCAUUUGGUAUCGUCUUAUCUUCAGUGCUGGAGUCAUGGCUGGGCACUGGCUUGCUGCAGCAGAAGGGCCGGAAUUACAUCUAAUUCCAGGUGGAUGGAGCAAUUUGGGAUUGUGGAUUUUGAUAAUGAUGACACUGUUUAUGCAAUACCAUUCGACAUUGUAUCUUGCAAAGUAUUCAGAGAAGGUGGUGGUGCCGACGGCUGUUGUGCAGUUUGGACCAUAUAGAUGGGUCAGGCAUCCAAUAUAUGGAUCUACAAUGCUUCUGUUCACGACUUAUUUUGUUGCACUCAGGGCGCCACUGAGCUUGCUUUUUGUUCUUGGAGUUUGUUUGGUGUAUUACAAUCAGAAGGCAGAAAUGGAGGAGGCUCUGAUGGUUGAUACAUUCGGGGAGAGGUACACGGAGUACAUGAGGAAGGUUAGGUACAAAUUCAUUCCUCUUGUGUAUUAGUGAUAUUUUGUGGCUCUGGGUACAUGGUUGUUCGGGUGAUACAAAUGAAUUCUUGUAUUCGUUAUCUGAUAAAUUCAAGGAGUUUUGGCUUCAUAAAUUUAUGUAAACUUGAAGGGUUUGGAUUAUCCAACUUUCAGCUUCUUUUUCCCCAGAUGUUUAUAGUUCAUUAUUUUGGUUUGUCUGUUGAUUUUUGUCAGAGUUCUUUGGUUUUGCUUGAAUUCUGUUAUAUUGCAAACUCAUUUGCUUAGAAUUGAUUAAACUGGCUAUGUGGCUUUGUAUUUUA
Molecule: messenger RNA, 2075 nt
Organism: Macadamia integrifolia
Lineage: Eukaryota; Viridiplantae; Streptophyta; Magnoliopsida; Proteales; Proteaceae
Exons: 2
Coding region: 530-1792 (420 amino acids)
Source: RefSeq, a predicted model, not a curated record